UCAAGGCGAUGCCACAAUGCAGGGCAUCGUGAAUAAAUACAACCAAGUAUUAGCGGAUUCCCGCGUCCUUGAUGGCUUUCACCCCGCGCCAAACUUGGUCUACCUCUGGCCGCCAGCGCUCCGAGCCUACCGCCGCAUUCAUCGCAACAUGACCACGAUCAAGAAAACAAUCUCGGACGAGGUGGAAGAACACAAGAAAAACCUGCCAUUGUCUGGGGAACCAAAUGAUUACAUCGACGCCUAUCUCAUGGAAUUGGAGGAACUGAAGCGACGAGGGGAGAUGGAUCACUAUCUCUCUGAAUCAGGAUUGCGGGAGAACGUCGUGGACUUGUUCAUAGUAGGAAACGACACGACUGCACACUCCAUCCGUUGGUGCGUCCUGUUUCUCCUCUGUCACCCACAAAUUCAGGAGAAACUUCAGGUUGAAGUUGACAACGUUGUAGGUUCCGACCGAACGCCUUCGCUCAAGGACCGAAACAGAAUGCCCUACGCGCAAGCCUUCACCAUGGAGGUGCUGCGCUUGUCGCACCUGGGCCCCUUAGGAGUGCCUCACGAGUCUACGGAAGACGCAGACAUCGCCGGAUAUCGAUUUCCAAAGGGAACGACAUUCGUAGCAAACGUUUGGUGGUGUCACAUGAAUCCCAAGUUCUGGCCCGAUCCCGAAAAGUUUGAACCUGAAAGAUUCCUCAAUCCAGAUGGAUCCGUGAAGACAAAAGUCCCCAGCUUCCUUCCGUUCUCCCUCGGGAAGCGCCAGUGCAUCGGCGAGUCAUUGGCUCUGAUGGAACUCUUCUUGUUCAUUGCCAUCUUCAUGCAGAAAUUCACAUUUCGCACCACGACCGGACUUCCUCAUCCCAAAGCCGAGGGCGUAGACAGCAUCACCAUAAAACCUCCAAAACCCUUUCAAUUCCUUGUCGAGGAAAGAAAACAUUAACGCAAUGUCAUUCAUCAUGAUUUUCAGCAUUAUUUUCUUGACACAUCCC
Darwinula stevensoni is the source of this 980-nucleotide messenger RNA. Lineage: Eukaryota; Metazoa; Arthropoda; Ostracoda; Podocopida; Darwinulidae. The record is from the annotation of a GenBank genome assembly.